Messenger RNA from Salvelinus sp. IW2-2015, 2142 nucleotides. RefSeq names its product P2X purinoceptor 4-like. Gene Ontology annotation, biological process: response to ATP; calcium ion transmembrane transport; cell surface receptor signaling pathway. Gene Ontology annotation, cellular component: plasma membrane; nuclear inner membrane. Lineage: Eukaryota; Metazoa; Chordata; Actinopteri; Salmoniformes; Salmonidae. Gene Ontology annotation, molecular function: purinergic nucleotide receptor activity; extracellularly ATP-gated monoatomic cation channel activity; ATP binding. The record is from RefSeq and is a predicted model, not a curated record.
UUGUUUGGUCAAUGGAACUGAAACAGCUCCAAGCAGAUGUACAUGUGAUCACUGACCCACACAGGAAGGAGAAGAACCAGUAUGAGUCAGAAGAAAGAGAUUCACUCUCUCUGACAAUUUCCAAAAUGCCUUGUAAACGGCUAAAUCUAUGUGAAUAUGAAACACAUAAACUGGUCCGAAUACAAAGUGUAAGGCUGGGAUCGCUGAAAUGGACAUUUAACGGUGUCAUACUGAUGUUCAUCUGCAUUGUAAUGUUCUGGAACAAGGAGUACCAAGAACACGACUAUGUGGUCAGCUCUGUUACUGCUAAGGUCAAGGGAGUGGCCAUGACCAGCUUGCCAGAUGUUGGUGAUAUAGUAUGGGAUGUUGUAGAUUACAGUGGGCCAUCACAGGGAAAGAAUUCAUUUUUCGUGGUGACCAAUGUCAUUGUUACAAAAAAUCAAAGGCAAGGAAAAUGCCCUGAGGUCCCUCCUUACGGAAAAGUGUGUUGGACAGACAAGGACUGUGUGAAGGGGUUCUGGGAUCAGAACAGCCACGGGGUUCAGACAGGUGCAUGUGUGAAGUUUGAUGUAACACAGAAAACAUGUGAGGUGUCUACAUGGUGCCCCAUAGAGACCAAGAAAACGCCCCCCAAGCCUGCUCUCUUGGCAUCAGCUGAGAACUUCACAGUCCUCAUCAAGAACAACAUAAGAUUCCCAAACUUUAACUUCAUUAGAAGGAACAUCCUCCCUGAGAUGACGGACAGCUACCUGAAGCACUGCCAAUUUAACAGGCGUACCGACCCCUGGUGCCCCAUCUUCCGCCUCGGGGACAUUGUGCAGGAGGCCAGAGAGAACUUCUCAGAGAUGGCAGUUGAGGGUGGCGUCAUUGGGAUCCAAAUUAAGUGGGAUUGUAAUCUGGACGGGUUCUUGCGGAACUGUCUGCCCAAAUACUCCUUCCGCCGGCUGGAUGAGAAGGAGAGCAACAGAACUCUGUACCCUGGUCUCAACUUCAGGUUUGCUAGAUAUCAGACAGAGAAAGGUGUUGGGGAGAGAACCCUGUUUAAAGCGUUUGGGAUCAGGUUUGAUGUCAUGGUAUUCGGAAAGGCAGGAAAAUUCAGCAUAAUCCAACUGAUCAUCUAUAUUGGAUCAACUCUAUCCUAUUAUGCACUGACCACUUUAUUCAUUGACUGGCUCAUUGGGACCAGCUGCUUCUCUAAAGAAGCCAGGCAGAACUACUCAGAGAAAAAGGUUGAAUCUGUUCAGGACAGACAACAGUGCAUUCUUUGUGUCUCGUUUGUGGACGAGAACCAUAUAAGAGRGGUGAAAAGAUCACAUAGGAAAAGUUUACAACAAGUGAAGCCCAUGUCCGUUCACCCAUUCAAGGACGACAUAAAGCACAUGAGUGCCAUGGCUGGUGUAUUGCAGAAAGGGCACAUCAUAGACAAGCUGCCCCAGGCUCUCACUCGGCCCAGCCGUCCAGCCUGGUGUCUGUGUGGCUGCUGCCUCCCCUCCACCCAUCCCCAGGAGCAGCUGUGCUGCAGGAUGAGCAGAGGUCGCUGCAUCACCACCUCCUCCCUGUUUGAACAGCUGGUGCUGAGUCGGCCCUUGUUGGAGGCAGUGUUGCUGUACAGGGAGCCUCUUUGUGAGCUGACCGAGGGGGAGCAGGGGACCAACGCCCUGCGCCACUGCGCCUACAAUCAGUAUAUCACCUGGAGAUUUGGGGCCCCACCCAGAGAAAGCCUCCCUGUCAUACCCAGUUGUAGUGUGUGGAGAAUCAGAGAGGAAUACUCCAGCCAAGAUGGAGAGUACACUGGCAUGAGACCCAGUAGAACUACUUCUCCCCAGUCCAGCCCUAACACAUAGCUUUAGGGAAGAGGGAGAGUCAGUGUUCUAGAAAGCAGUGUUCUACAUAGAAAGCUCCAUCAGAGACUGGUCCUCAUCAUGUAGCAGCUGUAUCAUGCAUUUGUACUGGUGUAUUUAUCUAAUCUUCCAUUCUGCAUUAAGGUUAACAUUUUCAACUUGAUCAUUAUCCUCGCCUAUAGAUAUUGUGUCUAUCCAUCCCACUGUCUAGAGACCAUGAAUGAUGAAGAGGGCUCCCAAGUGGCGCAGCGGUCUAAGGCGUUGCAUCUCAGUGCUAGAGGCGUCACUACAGACUCUGGUU